UAGAGCGAUAAUGGUUAAUUGCUAUUCGUUUUCUGUCGUCUAAAUCAGUUCCAAGUCGACUUUCAAGGCAUACAGUUGCGGAUUUAAUUGAACUACUAAAAUGGCAAAGGAUAAUCUGACAGCAGUGCUCCAUGGCAUUGAGGAUAUGCGUUUGGAACAACGUCCUAUUCCAGUGAUAGGCGAUGAUGAGGUGCUGCUUGCUAUGGAUAGUGUGGGCAUUUGUGGCUCCGAUGUACACUACCUCAAAGAAGGACGCAUUGGCGACUUUAUACUGACCAAACCCAUGGUCAUAGGACAUGAGGCUGCCGGUGUUGUGGCCAAAUUGGGGAAGAAGGUUAAAAACCUAAAGGUGGGCGAUCGUGUGGCCAUCGAGCCGGGUGUACCCUGCCGCUACUGUGAUCUCUGCAAACAGGGAAAGUACAGUCUCUGUGCGGACAUGGUGUUUUGUGCCACUCCCCCUUACGAUGGAAAUCUCACGAGGUACUACAAACAUGCCGCAGACUUUUGCUUCAAGCUGCCGGAUCAUGUGUCAAUGGAGGAGGGUGCACUCCUUGAGCCCCUCUCAGUGGGUGUCCAUGCCUGUCGUCGUGCUGGCGUAGGCCUUGGCUCUCGUGUCCUCAUCCUGGGCGCUGGUCCAAUUGGUUUGGUCACUCUUCUGGUUGCUCAAUCCAUGGGAGCCUCAGAGAUUCUCAUUACGGAUUUGGUUCAGCAGCGUCUGGAUGUGGCCAAGGAGCUGGGCGCCACACACACUCUUCUUCUGAAGAGGGAUCAAAGUGCCGAGGAGGUGGCCGAGAUUGUACGCCGUACAAUGACGGCACAACCGGACAAGUCCAUUGAUUGCUGUGGAGCCGAGAGCAGUGCCAGAUUGGCCAUUUUUUCUACUGUUUCCGGAGGUGUUGUGGUGAUUGUGGGCAUGGGUGCCCCGGAAGUGAAGCUGCCCUUGAUCAACGCUUUGGCCCGUGAGGUGGACAUUCGUGGUGUCUUCCGCUACUGCAAUGACUAUGCCUCUGCCUUAGCUUUGGUGGCCUCUGGCAAGGUCAAUGUCAAGCGUCUGGUGACCCAUCAUUUUGACAUCAAGGACACGGACAAGGCUUUUGAGACCUCCCGAAAGGGUUUGGGUGGAGCCAUCAAAGUGAUGAUUCAUGUCCAGCCCAGGAACACAAACAAUCCCGUCAAAUUCUAGAUUUUCUACCUCUGUACAUAGGUUUCCUUUUCUUAGUCAGUAAACUGUUGAAUUUUA
Messenger RNA from Drosophila guanche, 1240 nucleotides. It is a transcript of the gene Sodh1, whose product is annotated as sorbitol dehydrogenase. The coding region runs from base 101 to 1183 and encodes 360 amino acids. NCBI's taxonomy places the organism in Eukaryota, Metazoa, Arthropoda, Insecta, Diptera, Drosophilidae. Gene Ontology annotation, molecular function: zinc ion binding; L-iditol 2-dehydrogenase (NAD+) activity. The transcript has 6 exons. Gene Ontology annotation, biological process: D-sorbitol catabolic process. The record is from RefSeq and is a predicted model, not a curated record.